Molecule: messenger RNA, 7284 nt
Organism: Diorhabda sublineata
Lineage: Eukaryota; Metazoa; Arthropoda; Insecta; Coleoptera; Chrysomelidae
Exons: 9
Coding region: 110-2356 (748 amino acids)
Cellular component (GO): nucleus; ribonucleoprotein complex; cytoplasm
Molecular function (GO): RNA binding; RNA helicase activity; ATP binding
Source: RefSeq, a predicted model, not a curated record
GCUUUGCGCACUUUGUCAAGUAUCAUUUUGUUGGCCGGCCUGGUUGGAGCAAGAUUUUUUAUAUUGGAAGCCAUUAUUAAUCAGACCUGCUGUCAAAUACACUGCUAUAAUGCAGUACAAUAACGUUUAUCAAAAUAAUACUGUACCUAGAUCUGAUAGAGGCAAUGACCAUCACUUCAACAAGCAACAGCAACAGUCCAAUUAUUGGUGUGGACCCCCGCAUGUUAUGGCAGCUGUGCAAGAUUUCGGAGGCCCAAAACAGCAAUACAAAAAGAAACAGAAGCCGGAAAAUACUUUGCAGUUAAGUGUACCAAUGUGGCAUCAACAAGACUUAAAACCAUUUAGGAAAAACUUCUAUGAAUUACAUCAUACGGCUUUAACUAGGACACAAACUGAUGUAGAUAAUUACAGAACUAAGAUGGAUAUUAUUGUCCGAGGUAAUGAUAUCCCUCAACCAAAUUUUUGUUUUGAAGAAGGCAGUUUUCCUGAAUACAUUAUGCAAGUUCUAUUGAAACAAGGAUUCAAUGAACCCACCGCUAUUCAGUCACAAGGCUGGCCUGUCGUCCUUUCGGGAAGAGAUUUGGUGGGUAUUGCUCAAACUGGUUCUGGAAAGACAUUAGCAUAUAUGAUACCCGCGGCGGUUCAUAUCAACAACCAACAGAGACCACAGCGAGGUGAAGGUCCUAUUGCACUCAUUCUUGCUCCAACUAGGGAAUUGGCUCAACAAAUCCAAAAAGUAGCACAUGAGUUUGGUACUAGUACAAUGAUUCGUAAUACUUGUAUAUUCGGGGGCUCCCCUAAAGGACCUCAAGCAAGAGAUCUUGAAAGAGGUGUGGAAAUUGUGAUAGCGACUCCCGGUAGAUUGAUAGAUUUUUUGGAAAAAGGUACCACGAAUUUAUCAAAGUGUACUUAUUUGGUGUUGGACGAAGCAGAUAGGAUGUUGGAUAUGGGUUUUGAACCUCAAAUUAGAAAAAUCAUUCAACAAAUUAGGCCGGAUAGACAAGUUUUGAUGUGGUCUGCCACUUGGCCUAAACAAGUUCAGGCUCUUGCUGAAGAGUUUUUGGAAAAUUAUGUACAAGUAAAUGUUGGAGGUUUGUCAUUAGCUGCCAAUCACAAUAUAAAACAAAUUGUAGAUGUGUGUGAUGACUCAGAAAAAGAAGACAAAUUGAUUAAACUCUUGAAAGAAAUUGGAUCAGAUAGACAAAACAAGAUCAUUAUUUUUGUAGAAACUAAGAAGAAGGUGGACGACAUAACAAAAAUUGUUAAAAAAGAAGUGUAUUUUUCAGGUUUAUCUGCUAUUUCUAUGCAUGGAGAUAAAUCACAACCUGAACGUGAUUACGUAUUAAAUGAGUUUCGAUCUGGAAAGUCUUCUAUAUUAGUUGCGACUGAUGUAGCUGCUAGAGGCUUAGAUGUUGAAGAUGUCAAGUAUGUUAUAAACUUUGAUUAUCCCAAUUCCAGUGAAGAUUAUGUCCAUCGUAUUGGAAGAACUGGUCGUUGUCAACAAGCAGGUACUGCAUAUGCUUUCUUCACACAAAACAACCAACGACAAGCUAAAGAUCUAAUUGCUGUACUGGAAGAAGCAGGGCAAGCAGUCAACCCCAAACUUAUGGAAUUAGCACAACAAGCCAAAAAUUCCAAUCAGAAACAACACCGUUGGCAAAACCGCAACAAAGACAAUUCAUCACCAAGUAGCCAGAAUUCAAUGGGAAAAGUUAAGACUUGGACCAAUUCCAAAACUUUUGUUAACGGAGAAUUUAAACAAAACAAUGGACCUAGAUCAAAUAAUAAUUCAUUUAGGAAUGAUGGAAUGCAAAGAACUCAAAGAAACAACUACAAUAAUUAUUCUCACUAUCAAAAUGGACAAAUGUACCAACCGUCAUAUAGUCCCAAUAGUAUGUAUCAACAACAGCAACAACAGCAACAGCAGCAGCAACCACAUCAACAACAGAUGUUGGGUAACGGAACACAAAGAAAUUAUGGUAAGGAAUUUUAUGGUGGCUCCGUUUUAUUUGAUUCUGACAGACAUUACGAAUCUCCCAAGGAAUUUAUUUGUAAUAAUUCUCGUUCAUAUGGAAAUCAACGCUACAACGAUCGCCAAUCUUACCAAGCUCCUCAAACCAACAUGUACACGAUACCAACACCAUACAUGAUGCAAUCUCCCGCUGCAGAUGGUAUGCAAUCAAUAAUCAACCAUAAAUUUUUCCAAAGCCGAGGAUUGCCUGCUACAACCAAUCCUUGCGCAUAUCAAUCGAUGGGUCAAAGUCAACCUACUGCGGCCUACAAUCAAUACGCAGGUGGUGUACCAUAUGCAACUUAUCAAUACACACAGCCCCCUACUGCCGCCGUGCAGCAGUAAUUAUUUUUAUUUUGUUUAAAUAUUUUCAUAAAUUUUUAUUAAUAUUGGUUAGUCUGUGGUGACAUCGGAAGAUAAUAUUUAAACGUGAAUAAAUUAUUGUGAAAUGGUUAAAUAUCUAUAUAUAUAUCGGAAAUUUAUCACGAUUAGAGUGACUAUUUUUUACUAUUUAUGGUUAAUCUAAAAUCUUAUAAUACGAAUUUUUUUCUAUUGCCAAAAUUUUUAUUCAUGUUUAAACAUUAAUCGCAGACUGGUAGCAUAAUACUAGCACGUCGGAAGUCUCUUCCUAAGUUUAACUGCUUGUAAUUAGAAAUUUCGGUGAUCUUUCAUUUGAUUUUACAAGAAAUAUAUUUUCCGGUUUUAAACCGUACGAAUUUUUUUUUAUAUUAUAAAUUUUCAGUUCUAAAGUUUGAUAUUUGCAUCAUGAAACAUUGAAAAUAUGGAAAGUUUAUAAAAAUGAGAACUAUUUGCUUUUUUGUACAAAUAUACAUAUAAAGAAAAAAAUCAUUUACGUUGGAAAAUUAACGUGGAAAAGGUUAAAUACUGAAAACUUGAAAUGUUCAUAAUGGAUUUUAGUGUUUACCAAAGAAACGUACUCGAUAUUUAACCGACGUGGUGGUAUAUUUUCAGUGUUAGUUCUAUCGUUCCCUUGAACCCCUUAAGAGGCUCUCCGUCUAGCUGUUUGUUUGCUGCUACGGUAACGACAUUAUGCCUUUCCCUGCUGAUGUUGGCCGUUCAGCAGUCGAUGUUUAUAUAUCUUAAGAACUGGAUUUCAGUAAUAACGGAUUAGUUUUUCAAUUUACAAGAUUGGUUAUUAUAUUCAUUUUUGUACUUCAUACUCAAAAUAUUAAAGUAUCUGCCUUCCUUUUCUCGAAAAUAAAGGGAUUAUUAGAAAUGUCAUUUUUAUCAGUAAAUUCGAAAAAAAUUUCAUCGAAUAGUUAAGACUAAUUUCAUCUGAAGCAAAUCGACCAGGAAAGUAAUUAUUCUGGAAGUAUAGGAAACAUGAAUAAGUGUCCACAUCUUUUAAUAAUUAUUAAACAGAAAAAUAUUAUCGAUUCUAUAGUUACAAUGUUCGUUAUUAUGGGAAUCCACUAAAUUAGUAUGUACUUAGUGUGAGUUGUUAGCUAUUAGUAAACAGUAAAUUCUCUGUAUGCUGUUGAAAUGCACGAAACGUAUAGAAGGGGAGUUUUGGGCUUAUUUUGUUAUAGUAUUUUAUACAAUAUUGAUGCUUCUUUGUAUCAAACAGAACUAGUUGAUAUAAAGAUUAAAAAAAAGAGUUAAAUAGAUAAAAGCAGUCAAAACUUUAUAUUUCGUAUUUAAUAGGAUUGUGAUAUUUACUUAUUCCUAGGGACAUUAAAUUUUUUAUUGAAAACUAUUUAUAGUAACUACUAACUCCGGAAAUAGUAGAAUCGAGCCGGAUUAAAAGAGUCAUUAAAACAGGGUAUAGUACAUUUUUCCUCUCUACUUUUACACUGUGAUCGUUACACUAACAAAAUAAUGUUUAAAUACUGAAUUACUAUAUUAUAUUGUCCCAGAAAAUUUAAAUACAAAUAUAUAUUUUAAUUUAUUCGGUAAAUCAAUUAUAACUAAACUUGUGAUUUAUUUCUGUUUAUUGAUAUUUAAAUAUUUCAUUGUAAAAUUUUUCGACUCCGAAACUGGUUUGAAUUUAUUUUCUAUAUUAAAUAAUACAUUAUUCCUCUUUAACUAGAUCUUUUUAAUUAAUUGAUUGGAGUGAUUUUUGAGCUGCUAAAGCUUGCAGAAUUGAGAUUUGGUGACUCUAAUCUAAUUAUUUCAAAUUUUGAUUACUGUCCAAAUGUCAUGUGAAAUUAGAUAAUAGACAAAUCUCUGAGGUUUGUGUUAUAUGCCUUUUUAAAGCUAGUAUAGACUGGGAUACAACAUUUUUUGUUAGAAACAUCAGCUUGUAUCUGAUACAAUGUUAAGCAUCCACACUAAGAUCAGUGUUGUUCCAAAAAUUGAAAUUUCUGCUGAUGCAUAUGAUGAGAAAAAAGGAGGUGAUACACGGAUAUCCCGUCAACUUUUGCGAAUUGGUGGGAUACAUGGUGGCAACAUGUUGCCAAUAUCUCUGUAUUAGCCUUUACUUACAAUUUUGGACAACUAAUAAUUUAAAGACUAUUAUAAUUUAGUGCUAUAAUAGUGUUUUCACCAUAGCAUUGUGAUUUGGUAAAUUAGUGGUAAAUCAGUUGAUUCGAAUUUAAGAUAUUACUAUCCGAAUGUCACGCUAAAGUAAAAUAUUUAUGAUACACACACAAAUAUCUCUGGUUUAUGUAUCUUCAAUAUUUAAAACUAUCAGUAAUUUUGUUAUGAUUGGUAGUAACUUAAUGUACAAAUGGAACAGUGAAAUAUGAGUAAGAUCUAUACCAGUUUUGGGGCUAUGAAAAGAAUCACAAUGUUGUAGUUAUUAUUGGUUUACUAAGAGAUUGUAUUUAAAAAAAUUGCAAUAUGGCAAUAGCUUUUGAAGUAUGGAUGUUUGACUGUGCUAAUUAAGCCGGAGUGAGAGAGUUGUUACGAUUUUUAAAAUAGUAAGCGUCGGGUGCUAGUGACUCUCGAUCGAUUUUUUGAUUUUUUUUAUAUUACGGAUCUUGACAUGACUGCUUGUGUCGUGUAAAUAUUUGUAGUAUUAAGUAUAUUUAACUCGUUCGUCGUUUAGCGUGGUGCUUUAAAGCGCGCACGUCCAUCUGUGAUAUUUUAGCGUGUAAAGGUAGCAAAAGAAUAAUAUAACUUUUUCCGAAUCGGGAGAAGCGCCCAGAUAAAGCGUCGAUAAAAUAGAUCAGUCAAUUUUGAUGUUUAUAGUUUGUUGGAACUAUAAUAAUAUAAGGUGCCAGUUGUCGAGAAUUUCUAAUUUUUAAAUUAUUUACUUUGAAAGAUCAAUCUAAUAUCGGUUUCAAUAAUUCUUGUCACUUUAGUUGUCGCAAUACUGAAAGAUCUUGGAAAGUUGUUUUCGAUGUCUGCCAAAUGUUUAGUUUCCACCAAGCGGACAGGACGAAAACAAAACAUGAACAUGAACAGAAAUUUCGAACAGUUUUGUUUUGAAAAGGUUUUAACACUGUUGUGGGUCCCCAAAGUACUGCGUGUUUACACCAGUCACAAACAGAAAUUAAUAAAAACUCUUUGUUUUAAAUUUGAUUCAGUUUAAAGAGACAUCGGACACCAGUGGGGAAAGUGUGCCGCGCAGUAAAUUUGAGAAAACAAGAUGACGAGGAUUUAUUUUUUCUAGGAGUUACAUAUUUCAUGAUAAAAAAGUGAAUGUCGGCUUUGAAGUAGGCCAUCUUUAAGACAAAUAGGAGGAAAUAUCACAUCUAAACUACUUCAAGAUCUUGGAGAAGAUAAAAGUAUCAGAGAUGAAGUUUUAAGAACUUUUUAAGAAUGUCGAGCACAUAUUUUGAUGAUCUGAUGCAUUUAUUUGGCCUAUCAUUAGCAAGAACAACACCAUCAAAUUAUAGCUCAUUUAGGACGAAAGGGAGAAGCUGCUGCAAACUUUUUAUAAUUACGUCUUAUCGAUAUUGCGAAUUUAUGUUGACUCAACUUUAACGGUGGAAAGCAUCCUUUUUCUUCAUUCUGUUUUUGUAGUUUGUGUGACGUUCCACUGUAGAUCAGUAAAAUGAAUUUAUUAUCAAUAUUAUAUAUCUUAUAGUCUUCUAUUUAUUUAAUUUUUGCAUUUUCUUUAUCUGUUUAAAAUCACAUUUUCCGACUCUGAGCACCAAAAGUUUUCCAACAAAUACGUUUAAUAAAAUUUAGUACCUAGUGACUGAUGUAAAAGCAAUGUGAUUUACAUUGGAUGGAAUGUGAUAUUUUCUAUUAAGACUGAAAUAACUGUAUAUUUUUUUUAUACUGAACGGUUACUAAGUAAAACAUGUGAAUUCAACUUGUUUUAUUUAGAUCGUGUUUUUGUUGAAUUAGAAAAAUAUAGAAGAGCGAUUCUCUAAAAUCGGAUUAUGUGCAAAUCGAAAAAAUAAUAUGCACAAAAAGAAAGUUAUUCCAUUAUUCUAUAAUGUUAUCAAGUUGCGCCAUUGCAUAGUAACGAUUGACGAUUUUAUAUAAGAUUUUUGAUAUUUUCUUUUAAUUUUUUUCCAGUCGGUAAUAUAAUUAUAUAUUCUGGAAUGUAAAAAUCUCGAAGAUACCUCGUAAUUAUUAGGUGUAGACCAGAACUGCAUUAAAAUCUAAUAGUAAUUUAUUGAUACGCGCGAGUUCCGGUCAGUAUUAGUACAUAGUAUUAUCAGAGAUCGGGGUAAGGUUUCUACCCUUUUAAAAAAAACGAAGUUUUAGUUGAAAUAGAUAUAACACGAUAUUUUAUUGACAAUUCAUAAUACCAAAUUUGAUGUCUGUAUUAAUAACUAUUUUGUUAUAUUUUGGAUAAGAAAAAGAGAAGUUGAUCAAUAGAGCGGUUUUGAUACGCAUUACACUUGGCAUUGCGUCCCCUUAUCACUACACCAUUACUGCUAAGUUUUAAUCAUUUCUUUUUGCCAGUUUUGGUUACCCAUAAUUUUAUUUUAGAAUCUGCUUCCAUUUUCUCCAACUUCAUAAGAAUCUAAAGCAAUUACAUAAUUUUAUAGGCACUGUCAAAGUUUUCGAAAAAUUGCUCGCUUUUUCUGGAAAAAAAUACCCUCGAGAAAUUGCUUGAAUUUUUGAAAUGAUCAAAAUAGUGAUCAAACUUUUGUGAGUUUGCUUGGAUUUUCUAUCAAACAAAUUGCUCGAAUUACGUAACCAUCUACUGUGCACUGACAACAAUUCAUUGUUUAAUUCUUUAAAUUAACGCCCUUAUGGCGAUACCAAAACUCUUUUUAUUUCCGUACUUACAUUGAGUUUGUUAAUAUGAACAUCUUAUAAUAUUAUGAGUUAUAAAAAUUAUUAAUGUUUUUCCAUCGCUCAAUUUUCACGUAAAUCUACCAGCGUUGACGAUAUUUGCAUAAAAA